Protopolystoma xenopodis is the source of this 696-nucleotide messenger RNA. The record is from the annotation of a GenBank genome assembly. NCBI's taxonomy places the organism in Eukaryota, Metazoa, Platyhelminthes, Monogenea, Polystomatidea, Polystomatidae.
AUGGGCCAAUUUUGGACUUGGUCUCAAUGGGCUGACAGCAUUAAGUCCUGCUUUGAGAAAUGCUUCUGGAUACCCAACGACACCCAAGAUCCUGAAAUAUCUUACAAUCACGGGGCUUACAAGGACAGUUUCGGCUCAUCUGCUAAGUUCACGGACAAUCAACUUCGGCCCAAUUUUCUUGUCACUAUGACAGUGUUAAUGUGCAUAUACAUGCACAAAUUCUCUUUUUAUUCCCUUCUCCAACUUAUUCCCUCACAACGUGGAAAUAUUAAACAGGCGCCCUCUCUCUUCACUCCCGAACGCGCCUGGGAUGCAUUGCAAAUUGUUAAAGCUCAGUUGGUUGGUCCACUUGGCAUCAAAACGUUGGGUCCAAACGAUUGGGCAUAUCGUGGCUACUAUGAUAAUUCCAACGAAAGCACUGAUUUCUCUUUGGCAAAAGGCUUUAAUUAUCACCAGGGCCCAGAGUGGCUUUGGCUGACUGGUUAUUAUCUUCGUGCCUUGCUCUAUUUCGGCCGUCACCUAGCACGUAUCAACCCAAAGUCUUACGGGCAUCUUGCUAACGAGGUUUUAGCCGACUGUCAGGCCCACCUGGCUCGCCUUGACGACCACCUUUACUCCUCACCAUGGCGUUCACUACCAGAGCUGACCAACUUCAAUGGCUCCGUAAGAAUACCAUUUAAUAAAAAUUCUUUUUAG